AUGGGACGUCCGGUGGAUCAAAAUGUGGUGGCUGCAUAUGCGGCUGCCUUUGGGGCUCGAGCGCAAUUGAAGAGCGUUGGCUUUUCAUUCUUGUGUGACAUCACAGGGCGGCUCUUUAAGUCCAAAAGAGUUGCUUUAAAAGACAUGAAUGGAAAUACUGAGGCCUUGAAGGCAGUGCUAACUGUCAGUAAAGGACUUGGGUACUACCCUGCGACAGUGUUCAAGGAGGCAAUCCUCAAACAUUAUGUCGACUCAAGGCUCCUACCCAAAGGGAUGCAGGUUCAAAUGGACUGUAUUCAGAAAUGGUCUUUGAAAAUGGGCUUGACUCUUCGACGGAUGGCAAGUGGCUUCAGGCGGAACUACCGGCGAGCAGCAACUUCAAAAUUGGCUGGCCUGAGGAAGUUGAAAGAAGAUCUCAUGGACGUAAUUGAAUUUACGCCUGGCAGUGGCACCUGGGAUGGAGAAGAUGGUGAAGAUUGGGAAGAGUGGGAAGAGGACUGUUCCGACACUGAGACUGCUGACUCCCUGGGUGAGUUGGUGUUUCCCGAUGAGACAUCACAUGACCCAAUUUGCACAUCAGUUCCCGACCAGAAACUCAUGAAUUUGGCACAGCAAUUCUUAGAGGCAAAGAAAGUAGCAAAGCCACCACGAGAUUCCAAAACCGCUCAGCCACCGAAACCUGCUAGUGCUGCCUUGCCAGCCUUUGUGCUUGAGAGCAUCAAGGGCUUGCAGGGGGAGGUGCCGAAGCCAUUCCCAAUUUCGAAGCAGUACAAGGAGCGCACUAAGAAGAAAGGCGUGGACAAGGAGGGCGACGCUGAAGUGACUGAGACAGAGGAAUCCCCCAAAUGCACCGAAAAAACAACUCUUUUUUCUAAAGGAAAGCCACAGAAAAAGAAAGUGGCUAAAAAGGCAAAGAAGGCACAGGUCCAAGAAAGUGCUGGUAGUUCAGGGUAUGUCCCAGAAGUGUAUUCAGCCAAGCGCAGCGCUUUCAUUCAGAAUUUGCGCAAUGAUGGUCAUUCGUACCAAGUAGCCAAAACCACUUGGAACUUCAGCAGUGUGAAGCGUGAACUGUUGUCUGGUGUGAGUGUCUCAGAACUCAAGAGACGUCGGUUUCUUCCCAAGGGAGCCAGUGAAAAUCCAUGGGCCAAGUGA
Messenger RNA from Cladocopium goreaui, 1152 nucleotides. The record is from the annotation of a GenBank genome assembly. Lineage: Eukaryota; Dinophyceae; Suessiales; Symbiodiniaceae.